AACAACAUCUUCCACAACAGAAACAACCCCCACAAUAACACCUUCCACAACAACAGAAACGACCCCUACAACAGCUUCCACAACGGAAACAACGCCCACAAUUACAACUUCCACAACAGCUGAAACAUCUGCCACCACAGUACCUUCAACAACGACAUCAACUGCAACAACAUCUACGACUACAACUUCAACAACAAUAUUAACCACUGCAACAACCCAAACUACAUACAGUACUACCACACCAAAACCAACAACAACUGUUUGUGUGUGUCCAGAAACAAGUCAGCCAGAAUGUCCUAGAGGACUCUUGAAAGAAAUCUCAGAUGGGUGUUGCAAAAGAUGGACAUGUGACUGUCAGUGUGAUGUUUAUGGAGACUCCCACUACAUCACCUUUCAGGGAACACCUUACAAUUUCUUUGAGAGCUGCACUUACAUUCUCAUGAAAGAGAAGAAGCCUCAGUACAACUUCCUUGUUGCUGUGGACAAUAGCAACUACAGCCCAGUCCUUUUGGAGUCAUUGGUUAAAAGGGUCAUUGUGACAUAUGAUGAGAGCAAUGUUGUCUGUGAAAUUUCAGCUAAUAACCCAAAAAUUGCGUGCAAACUCAGUGGAACCAGCGUAAUCCCCCCUACUGAGAAACAAGGAAUAAGAUUUCAGACAACUGGAACUCAGGUUAUUAUGUACAUGGAUAAAAUCCGGUCAAGUGUCACAGUCACAAGCGAAAGAGGUGUUAUUGUGAAUGUGGCAAUGGAACACUUUGCUAAUAACACUGAAGGACAAUGUGGUGUUUGUGCUGGAGGAUCCUGUGUGCGCAAGGGUGGUGCACUUGAGAAUGACAAUUGUUGUCCACAGACAGCUUCCUCGUGGGUGUAUAAUGACCCUACUAAGCCUCACUGCCAACCAAGAGAAGCCCCCUGCACCCAACCAACUCCUAAACCUCAGUGUAAUGUAACCGGCACCAUCUGUGACAUCCUCAAACAUAAAGUGUUCAGCUCCUGUAGAGAGAAGAUCAAUUCAACCAUCCUGGAUGUCAUUGAGGAAAGUUGCAGGACAGACAAGUGUUUAUCAAACAGCACAACCGAGAAAGGUCUCUGCUCAUCACUAAGUCAAGCGGCUGAAGUGUGCAGGGCAGCCAAUGUCUGUGUGGAGUGGAGACACCUGACCAAUGGAAACUGCGAUGUAUCAUGUAGCAAUGGACUGAUCUACCAAGAGUGCAGGUCCAAGGCUGAUGACUAUUGCGAUUGUAGAAACCGCGUUAGUGGGAUGAGCUAUGACACCCCAGUGCCUGGGUGUUUCUGCCCUGAAAACACGAUGCGGGCAGAAAAAUACAAAGAUAUAUGUGUCCACCAGUGCACAACCUGCAAGGGUCCACUUGGAGAGCCCAAGCAGCCUGGUGAAACCUGGGAGUCCAAGUGCAACAUAUGCACCUGUAAUAACAUCACAAUGACAGAGGAGUGCACACCCAAACCCAAACUAGCACCUCCCACCUGCAAGGACAACGAGAUGCUGAUCACCUUCAACAGCACAGACUCCUGUCCCAUGGCAAUUUGCGUUGAGAAGACUUGUGAGUACAACGGGACAAAAUACAAGGUCGGGGACCAGUGGAAAGGCAACAACCCUUGUGUGUCCUACAGCUGUCAGCUGGAUGGCAUUCAGAUUAAAGAGAGAGUGUGUCCACCUCUGACAUGUGCACAGGCACUCAGGAAGUGGGACGACCAGCACUGCUGUUACAUCUGUUCAAACCUCAAUGAGACAUGCCCUGAGAACAUCUGCAACACAUGCUGCUUUUCACAAAAAAUUGUGCCGUAAUGUAAACCUGCAGUGCUCUGGUCAUGUAGUUUCCCUCUGAUUCUGACACUUCUUUCCAUGCAUACAUACAUACAUACAUACAUACAUACAUGUGCCAUUCCUGUGGAUGUCUGGCAACAUCUUACCUGUUAAAGUUACCUUUCACGUGGGAUUUUCUCAAAUGGCUUUAUGUUCUUUGGGUUCCAGGCAUAGCUGAGAGAAAUCAAUCAAGAUUGCAGUAAUUUAAAGAGCAUUGUGUCAGUGAUUGGUUUUAUAAUUACUCUUGUGGUGGUGGAACUCGUUGAAUCUUAUUGGUUUAAUGUGAAAUAAUUAAAUGAUCUUUG
This is a messenger RNA of Scleropages formosus (Asian bonytongue), 2130 nucleotides long. Its product is annotated as mucin-2-like. The transcript is spliced from 13 exons. Gene Ontology annotation, molecular function: protein binding. Bases 440 to 1807 code for a protein of 455 amino acids. The record is from RefSeq and is a predicted model, not a curated record. NCBI's taxonomy places the organism in Eukaryota, Metazoa, Chordata, Actinopteri, Osteoglossiformes, Osteoglossidae.